GUCCCCGCCUGCGUCGUCUUCCUCAUCGAGUAAUCAUCCAGUGUUCGCACGACAAAUACUUCCUUUCCUAGCUUUCAUAGCAACAAUCCAAAGCAGAGGCAAAGCAAAAAAUGUCGAUGAUUCCAAACAUUUUCGGCGGUCGGCGAAGCAACAUUUUCGAUCCAUUCUCACAGGAACUCUGGGAUCCAUUCGAGGGCUUCCCCUUCAACAACAACAACUCGCUCACUUCCAUCCCCAAUUCUGCUCGUGAAACAUCCGCGGUGGCCAGUGCUCGCAUCGACUGGAAGGAGACCCCUCAGGCUCACGUGUUUCAGGCCGAUCUCCCAGGGCUGAAGAAGGAGGAGGUGAAAGUAGAGGUGGAGGAGGGGAAAGUCCUCCAGAUCAGCGGUGAGAGGAGCAGAGAGCAGGAAGAGAAGACAGAUAAGUGGCACCGCGUGGAGAGGAGCAGCGGAAAGUUCGUGAGGCGAUUCAGGUUGCCUGAGAACACCAAGAUGGAUCAAGUGAAUGCCAGCAUGGAGAACGGUGUGCUCACUGUCACAGUCCCUAAGGAGGAGGUGAAAAGGCCCGAGGUUAAGACCAUCGAGAUCUCCGGUUAGAAGCUUGCUGUUUCUAGUUGAUCUGCUAAUGCUGUUUUUGACGUGGAAUUUGCUUUUAAUCUGUAUGGUUUGAUGGCUCGUUUCGUUUCGUUUUCCCGGUGUUGUAAUUAGGGUUUGUCUUUUAGUGACUGUGUGAGUUUGUUAAAAGAAAUUGAAUAGUUUAAUCUUCCAAAA
Macadamia integrifolia is the source of this 770-nucleotide messenger RNA. RefSeq names its product 18.2 kDa class I heat shock protein-like. Lineage: Eukaryota; Viridiplantae; Streptophyta; Magnoliopsida; Proteales; Proteaceae. Gene Ontology annotation, biological process: protein complex oligomerization; response to heat; response to hydrogen peroxide. The record is from RefSeq and is a predicted model, not a curated record. The coding region runs from base 111 to 596 and encodes 161 amino acids. The transcript has a single exon.